Molecule: messenger RNA, 960 nt
Organism: Sorghum bicolor (sorghum)
Lineage: Eukaryota; Viridiplantae; Streptophyta; Magnoliopsida; Poales; Poaceae
Product: polyubiquitin
Exons: 2
Coding region: 1-960 (319 amino acids)
Biological process (GO): modification-dependent protein catabolic process; protein ubiquitination
Cellular component (GO): cytoplasm; nucleus
Molecular function (GO): protein tag activity; ubiquitin protein ligase binding
Source: RefSeq, a predicted model, not a curated record
AUGGACUCCCGCCAUCAGCAGCAGUCAGAACAUUACAAGAUCUAUGUCAAGAUGACGAAAACGCUGGCACUUGACGUGAACUCCACUGAUACUGUUGAUCAGAUCAAAUCUAAGAUUGGUUCCAUUGAGGGGAUUGACAAAAGCCAGCAAGCCCUCUUUUUUGCUGGAAAUCAUCUGGAGAAUGACAACAGAAUUGCCGAUUACGACAUCACGACAAACUCUUGUGUUGACCUUUAUGUAACUGAUGGGAUGCAAAUCUCUGUCAGUAUCCCCUCUGUUGGGAAGACCAUCAAGCUCAAUGUGACAAAUUCCCAGAGUGUUGCUGAUGUCAAGGCAGUGAUCGAACAGAAGGGUGGAGUUCCUCUGGGUGAACAAAUCCUGAUGUGUGCAGGUCGACAACUUGAGGACCACCAAAUGUUGAGUCAGUGUGGUUUGAGCAAUGGCCAGGCACUUCAUGUUCUUGUUUGCCCAACUGGCAAUCUGCGAGUGCUUGUUGAUAUUGGAGGUAGAAAAACUAUAAAUCUUGAUGUCAAAUGCUGGUACACUGUUGCUGAUGUCAAGCUGCUGAUUGAGACUUUGGAGGGGUCACCUGCAUGCACACAGGUACUUAGCACUGAAAUUGGUGGUGAUACUAUAGUGCUUAAAGACACUGACACGCUCCACAGUCAGCAUGUCAAAAACAACGACAUCCUCACAUUACAUAUGGAUCGAACUGUCCAGUUCUUCGUCAGGACAUUGGAAGGGAAGACAUUAACUAUGAUGCAGAACUUGUCUGACACGACAAAGGAUAUCAUGAAGAAAAUUGAAGAAAGGCUGCCGAUUAAGCCUGGUAUCUACCGUUUAUGUUACAGGGGGCAUGCUAUGUCUCUUGAGGAUCCUCUUCUGAAGUAUAAGGUCGAGAGCGAUACCACUAUCCAUAUCUGUCUCAUUGGAGAAGUGAAAGGAAAGCAAAAGGGGUGA